AUGAUGAGCACUGAUAUGGAUAUGUCGCAUCGCAGCAGCGGCGGAGUGCAAGAAGGAGUAUUUUCUCCACCCCUCACACGUCGUUCCAGCCAUGAUACGCCACCGCAACCACCGAGCCGCACCCGGUACUAUGACAUGUCUCCUCAGGUUCCCCGGCGGAGUGCUGUAGCGAACAACAACGAUUCCUUAUCCUCGUCCAGACGUAGUCCCAACGGUAGCAGUCGUAGUCCACGGCGCGGCCCUGGAAGUCGUAGAAGCAAUUACAGACGCUCCGGUUCGUCCAAGCGAUCGGAUCAGGAUGAAUCCUUGGAGAACUCGAACCACAGCACAGCUUCAUCUAAUCGACGACAACGAAGCAGAUCCUCCUCCCGGCACCGUAGGUCCCGAUCCGGUGGUCGUAGGUCCCGAUCCGGUGGUCGUAGGUCAUCCAAUAGUUUGACCAGUCCUCGACGAAUGAGACGAAGUGAAUCCCAAAACCAGCCCGGAGCCUAUAAGUAUUACGAUGAUAUCGAUGAUCAUGCGGAAGCUGUCAAGGCAAAACAAUCCUCGCGGCGUUCCAGUUCUACUGGCCGAAGAAGUCCAAGACGAUCCGAGUUAUCAUCCUCGUCUCGACGAUCACCCCCCUCGGAUCCUGAUUCCAGACAAACAUCAUUCUCACGACGUUCCCCCCAACCCGAGGAACCCAAAAUCUACGAUGAUGCCUUUGGGGACUGCCCCAAAACUACUGCAAAGAAAAAGGAGAUUCCCAUCACACCUACAUCCGUUCUGACAGAGACUUCUAACCAAGAGGACAUGUCGGACGACGAAGAGAUUGUGCUGCCCGGUGCCUAUGCCUCCAAUUUGGAGGGAGACGAUCUACGCCUUUCCAGACUCCAUGGAAGGUCCAAGGCUCGAAGAUCCCGAAACCACAUGCGAGUGAGUAUGGGUGGCUUGGAUCCUCCUCUAAUGGACUCCAAUAGCAGCAGUGCUGGAUCCUCCAGCAUGACAUCGGCGGAACGGUCUGCCUUAGAAGCUCGCAAGGAUUCGAGACGAUCCAGCAUGAUGCGAGCGGCUUCGGAGCGCAAUCGAAGUAGCAGAAGACUGUUGGUGCGACAACACAGCGCCAGUCCGAGUGUCAGUGCUAACAGUAACAUCGCCAUUGCGACUGCCAUUCGACCUGCUGUAAGCGAAUCCGAGUCGGAAGAAGACAUUGGCGAGGAGAUUGUCAAUGAUGAAUACUUUGAUCAUGACUAUGAUAAUGAUGAUCUAGAGAUGAGCCAUCAAACAACAAGUAUGUUCUCAUCAUCUCAAAAAGCAAGCGUGGCCUCUCAAAGCCACAGAACCGAUUUGUGUGAAUCACCCGAUGCCAGCGAAAGCACGGCUACCGGUUCCAUCUCAGAAGAUGUGGUCACGGAAAUCGUCAAGCCCAACAAGUUUCGCCGCAACAACAAACGCAACAAGAAAGAGCAAUCUCAGCGAAAGAUGAUUCAAAGACGGCAACGACGGGAGAGAAACUAUUGUCUUGUGGCUGUCUUUUUAUUGAUCGUCGGCGGCGGCACCAUCUAUCUUCUUUUAAGACCGGAUAAAACGGAUGACUCUUCUUCCUCUGACAUUGCCAGCAACAGCAACUUGGACAACAACCAGAAUCCUACCAGCCAUCCCUCUGCCGCACCAUCCGCAGCCGUGGAAACCCUUCCACCAACAGAAUCCUAUCUGUACCAUCCUCCUUCUCCUCAAGAUUGCAUUGCCAUGAAAAAUGAUGAAAUGAUAAUUGGUCAAGGCAACAUGACCAAUCGAAAUUUCAACUUGCAUUUCGAUGUGGUUUUGGAUGCUGCCAAAGCAGUGGAAAUCGAUUCCGUUCUAAAGGAACUGCUGGAAGCGAUUGAAUCUUACUUUGUUCCAUCCUUGGCUGGAUGUGACGAUAUCAUGUCAUCCACUAAAGACAAUGAUGGCAAUCGGCGAAGAUUGGCCCUUCUUCGGUACGUUGUGGCCAAUGCCGACGUCGAUGGCGAGGUGAGCGUUGACGAAUCUUGCACCACCACACCAGAGCAACCAUGUUUUCGGGUUGUUGUCAAUCUCAAAGUUUAUCUAAAGGGGAAUGUUCGCAUUGCCCAACUACUGAACUUGAUUGUGGGUGUGGUGGAACUGGAUGGCUUCAAGGGAGUCUCGUUGGGCAAUGCCCGGAAAUUGGAGAAAAAGGUUGAUGCAGCACCAGUGUUGGCCGAGCGAUGGAACUUGAGCGACGUCUUCAAGGGUGUGGUUCUGGCGCGAAUCGAAUCAGCCAACGCGGCAUCCUCUGCACCCAGUAUGGUUCCAAGUAUCUCCCCUUCAACUUCUGCGCCAUCCAGCAGUCCUUCUGCAUCGCCAUCGGCACAACCUUCGAGCAGUGAUGCGCCUUUCGUUGUAAAGGAUACCACUACUUCUUCGCCAGUAGUACCUAAUGUUGCAUCCCAAGGCCCGACGGCUGGCAUUUCAAUUCCACCGACAAGCACAGACGCCCCGGUUCCAUCCGCCGCCCCAACUCGAACUUCAUCUGUCGCUCCAACGAUUCAGACAACAACUCAAACCCCCACAAGGGAACCAACCGAAACACCAUCGGAGGUCCCUACUUCCAAACCCAGUACCAUGGGUUCAGCAUUACCAUCACGUUCGCCAACGGCAUCACCAACGGACAAACCCAGUGUUGCACCGUCACCUGUUCCGUCUGGAAGCCAAAGCGAACCACCAACUGCAAUUCCUACCAUGUCACCAUCUGCAGAACCCAGUUGGAGCCCAUCGUCAGCUCCCACCUUGGGAGUAUCGGAUAAUCCUACACCCGCUCCGGUUCCCGAAUCGUCUGGAGGAGGUUUACCGGGAGGAGGUGGUCUAUCCUCGCCGACGGAACCUCCAGCAGAGAUUAUAACCGUGGAGUUUGACGAUCUACCAACUACUGAUAGUGGCGAAUGCCUCGGUGGAUCACCAACUGCAAUAUCUGGUACUUACGAAAACAUCCGAUGGAACAAUUUCGGAGUGAUGGAUGCCACUUGCUUUGGAUGCUAUGGGCCUUCCUGUCCGAACGCGGUCAAAUUUGCAGUGACCAGUCCAACUGUAAGAAAAGCAUCCUUUGAGAGCCCGACGGAAAGAACCUUUGAUUUGUUUUCAAUGUGGGUGUACAACCCUGUCUUUCCAUUCACUCUGACUGGAUAUGCCGGGGAUAGAACGACUCAGAUUCAUUUUGCCUCCUAUCCCUAUGUUGGCACUGGAUGGCAUCAACUCGAUUUGUCAGCAUUCAAGAAUGUUGCCGUAUUUGUGAUUGAAAACACUGGACCGACAUCUGUUUUUGAUAUCGCCUUUGAUGCGAUCCAAAUUAGAUUCAACUAG
Molecule: messenger RNA, 3339 nt
Organism: Cylindrotheca closterium
Lineage: Eukaryota; Bacillariophyta; Bacillariophyceae; Bacillariales; Bacillariaceae
Source: the annotation of a GenBank genome assembly